Messenger RNA from Rhodofomes roseus, 3188 nucleotides. Its product is annotated as ATP-NAD kinase. Gene Ontology annotation, biological process: NAD+ metabolic process; NADP+ biosynthetic process. Bases 130 to 2841 code for a protein of 903 amino acids. The transcript has 7 exons. NCBI's taxonomy places the organism in Eukaryota, Fungi, Basidiomycota, Agaricomycetes, Polyporales, Fomitopsidaceae. Gene Ontology annotation, molecular function: NAD+ kinase activity. The record is from RefSeq and is a predicted model, not a curated record.
UGCACGACGAGCAUCUGCCAUCUGCCGCCGCGCGCGGUGUUGUUUCCUGGACGACUGCUCGCUCGCCUCAUAACCGGCGUGGCCAGGCGCAGUCUCCUCCCACGUCGAGCCUCGUCCGCUGGACCGAACAUGCAGUCGCCCGACACGGACGUCUUCUCCACGCCGCCGUCGACGCCCGGCGUGCAGGACCUGCAGCCGUCGCUGCGGCGGCGCACGAGCCGGCCCAGCAACCUGCGGAUCGAGCACUCUGCGCCCGACUGGGCCCCCAACAUCGUGCUCGACCAGCAGGCGUCGCCGGAGCUGAAGCGGGGACGGCGGGGCUCCCACUCGCCUGCCGUGCCCUCGUCCUCCCUGGGAACCGGCCCAGCGCCGUCGCUGACACAGCCGCACGCUGCCGCACCCACCGCGAGUCCCUCCCUCGAGCCUUCCGGGCGCCCGCAUCACCCCCAUGCCUCCCAUCAUCUCUCCUCCCCCAGUACCGCCACCUCCCCCUACUUCGUCCACUCCCAGCUCCAGAACGUCUCCAUCCAGGACUUCCUCCAGGCCAAGAAGUACAAGGCCAUUCAUGACGCGCGCAUGGACCACGCUCGCAACCACCCCUCCUCCAGCGCCGACUCUGACCCGUACUCCUCGCGCUCCUCCGAGUUUAGCUUCGAGGACGACUACGAUGCCGGCAGCCUCACCCGCCAGCUCGCAGAGACCGCCGUCGGCGUCCGCGAGAUGAGCAAGCAACUCGGCCGCACCCGCGUGCACUCACACAUCCACACUGUCCUCAUCGUCACCAAAGCGCGCGACAACCGCCUCAUCGAGCUCACACGCGAGCUCGCGCUCUACCUCAUGCGCAAGCCGACCCACUCCGGCCGCGGCAUCGCCGUCUACGUCGAUGCACAGCUCAAGACCUCCCGCCGAUUCGACACCGCGGGGAUCCAGCGCGACCACCCCGAGUUCUUCGUGCCCUUCCCGCGCCGCCGCGAAUCAAACUCGAGCAACGCCUCGGGCGCGUCGAACACGUCGCGCGAGGAGAUCGGGAAUGGCCAGGCGCACCCGGUGAGCGAGGGCCAGCUUCGGUACUGGACAGCAGAGAUGUGCAGCCGGAGCCCGCAUCUCUUCGACUUUGUCGUCACGCUCGGCGGCGACGGCACCGUGCUCUUCACGUCGUGGCUCUUCCAGCGGAUCGUCCCGCCCGUGCUCCCCUUCGCGCUCGGCUCGCUUGGCUUCCUCACCAACUUCGACUUCGCGGACUACGCCGCGGUCAUGGACGGCGUCCUCGACAACGGCAUCCGCGUCAACCUCCGCAUGCGCUUCACGUGCACCGUCUACCGCGCGGUCAAGCCCGAGGACGAGCGCACCCGCCGCCGCGCGGUCAAGAAGGGCGACACCGGCGAGAUACUCAUGAAGAACCUCGAGAAGGGCGGCUGGGAGGCGCUCGAGAGCGGGUGUCCGUCGGUUCACGAUACCGGGGCGACGGGCAAGAAGGAUAAGGAGAUUAUGUGCUUUACGACUAGGCCGGUGGAGAGCUUUGAGGUGCUCAAUGAUCUGGUCGUCGAUCGUGGGCCGAGCCCGUAUGUCAGUUUGUUGGAGUUGUUUGGCGACGAGCACCACUUGACAACUGUACAAGCGGAUGGGUUGACAAUAUCGACCCCCACUGGGUCAACAGCGUAUUCAUUAUCCGCCGGCGGAUCACUCGUACACCCCGAAAUCCCCUCCAUCCUCAUCACGCCAAUUUGCCCACAUACACUGUCCUUCCGGCCCAUGCUCCUCCCGGAUAGCAUGGAGCUCCGGAUAUGCGUGCCGUUCAAUUCGCGCAGCACAGCCUGGGCAUCGUUCGACGGCAGAGGUCGCGUCGAAUUGAAGCAGGGCGACCACAUCAAGGUCACGGCGUCCAAGUACCCAUUCCCGACGGUCUGCGCAGACACGCAGUCGACGGAUUGGUUCAACUCGAUUUCGCGCACGCUCAAGUGGAACGAGCGUGAGCGCCAGAAGUCAUUCGUCGUCGUCGAGGAGGGCCCCGCGCGCAAGAAAGACAAGAAGCGCCGCCUCUCGGAGGCGUCGUCAGAGAACGGCCAGCCUGUCAACGGCGAUCACCCAGAAGGGGAGGUCGACGAGGCAGAGGACAACAAGGACGAGGAAGAUGAGGACGAAGACGAGGAGGAUGAAGACGAGGAAGACGAGAAGUUCGAUAUCGAUGACCUCUCGUCGACCGAGUCGUCCCCGCCCCAUGUCGUCACCAAGCUCGAGGAGAACCUCCUCCAGCCUGAGGAAGCGAAGAUCGGCAAGGAGAAGGUCGUCGAACAGGCCAACGGCGGCGACAGGGAGAAAGGCAACGUGCAGGCGCAGGCAGAGGACGUCGCACGCCUGCUCACCGCGCACAACCCCUUCCUCCAGAUUCCGCACACACGCUCUGGCGUACAGUCCGGGAUCGAGACUCCUGACCGCUUCACGGGCCCCCAUCCCCAUCCUCCACGCGUGUCACCCCGCCACGUACAGUUCGCGCAGUCGAAUGAGUCGUCGAGUGGCUCGCUUGCGUCACUCGACCCGCGCAAUGGUGCCGCAGCAGUGACACCGGCGCCGCCCUUCCGGCGCGAAUUGAGGGAAGAGGGCGGUCGGAGCCAGACGAGGCGGACCGGCACGUCGCGUAGUCGGACACCGAGGACACGGGAUCCUGAGCUCGAGGCGCAGAAGACCCCGCGAGGCCUUGACGAGGUAAGGAUGAGGAGGGCGAUGUCGCGCAGUCGGUCGAGGGACGCGCCGCGCGAGCCGCGGGAGGCGCAUGUCCGGAGAGCGUUUGCGGUGUGGGGCCAAGACGAGAGCGAUAGUGCCGCGAGCGACAGCGAUGCAUAGUACGUGGAGAGCGAAGUGUACGUUUUGACAGCUUGGGCGCACCGGUAGGUUCAUGGACUGGAAACUCACGACGUAGAUUGACACGAUUAUUAUCCCAUCACACAUUGGCUUAUACAUAUGCAACUAGAUCAGGAUGCUGGAAUGACGACGCGGUAGCUUUGCGUUGACAUGUACUUUACAAAAGGAAUGCUCGGUAACAUGAAGCUGAACAUCUUGGUGGUAUAUCGCGUAUCGCACUCAAUGUAGCUCACCAUGGCUGGCGGGUGGACGCGCGGACGGUUGCACGUUGGUCAGUAGCUUGGGCAGGUAGACAAGACGCAGCGCAUUCAUCCUUCAUUGAAACGGAU